Eurypyga helias (sunbittern) is the source of this 1114-nucleotide messenger RNA. RefSeq names its product tRNA selenocysteine 1-associated protein 1-like. NCBI's taxonomy places the organism in Eukaryota, Metazoa, Chordata, Aves, Eurypygiformes, Eurypygidae. The transcript has 7 exons. Bases 70 to 849 code for a protein of 259 amino acids. The record is from RefSeq and is a predicted model, not a curated record. Gene Ontology annotation, molecular function: RNA binding.
CUGAAGGAGUGCAGUAAACUGAACCUGUGCAGCCGUGUUCUUCGGGGAAGGCAGGAGACCGUUUGAAGCAUGGCAAGCCAGGACUUAAUGGCGAAAAAAAGAGAAUGUCUGCAGGCCUACAGCUGGUGGAGAACACCACAGAAGAAACGGAAGAAAAAGAACAAAAUAAAACCAGGAAGAAUAGAGUUUGUCCCUAGUAGUACCAAUAGCUCAGUCAGGCCAGAUUAUUCUAUAUUUGUUGGGGAGCUGACUCCAGAAGUGGAUGAUUUCCAGCUCUAUGACUAUUUUCUAAAGAGAUACCCCUCAUGUAUUGACUGCAAAAUAGCAACAGACCUGCUGGGAUAUUCCAGAGGGUAUGCCUUUGUCAGAUUUGGUGAGCAAGGUGAUCAGAUGAGGGCACUGCAAGACUGCCAGAAUGCACCAGGUCUGGGGGGAAAACGAAUCCGGCUGAGCAUAGGAAUUUCUAAAAGACUGAAAGCAGAAUUCCAGCGGUACCAGUCGUACAACUAUAAUGAUUAUUACCAAGAUUAUCAGAACUACUACUCACAGUGGGGUUAUGAUCCUUACACUGAAUACAACUACAGCUCCUAUGCUCCCUAUGAUAGCAUGCAAACUGUGGGGGACUGCUCUUUAGGAGAUGCUGUUAUGGCUCCAGCUGUUUUUGAGGAAACUGCAGCUAUGACUGAAAUCAGUGAUGACCUAAUAACUGAAGAUCCACAGCUUUACUUGGAUGUUGAUGAAAUGAACAGACAAUUUAUGGAGACAAGUGAAGAACUCUAUGAUUCCCUCAUGAAUUGUCACUGGCAACCUCUGGAUACGGUCACUUCUGACAUCCCCCCUGCUAUUUAAGUGUCUUAUAUAGCAUGACCGUUAUGACCAAGGUGCUAAAAUUACAUUUCUUCUACAUUGCUCUAGAUCAUAAGUUUUAAAGCACAAUGAUAGGUUGGGUUUUUUUGCUAUGCUUUUGACAGUUUCUGUAAUUUUUUUUUUUGUUGUUGUUCAUCACUCUAUUCUUGGAGCAUCUUGAAAUCCUGUAAAUAUUCUAGAAAUGUAAAGAGUUCAGAGGGGUCUAAAGAUAGACUUGCCUGUGUAAAUAAAAUUUUGUUUCUGCAAA